AUGAACGCGCUUUACCUCCUGCUCUGCAUGGUCACGCUCAAACUUGUGGUAACCAUACAUACAAGAACCCAGCUGAACUUCCUAAAGAGCACGUACCAACUGAACAGAUGCAAAACACUCAAUCUACGAAGAGUCUGCAGGAAAAUCAAGCCCAGAAAUAACAAGUUAUUUGUAUCCCUAUUUGACGAAUAUGAUGAAAAAUGUAUAAGGGCACUUAUUAUGGCCAGAGAAGUGGCCAAAAAUAACAACGAAAAGGAAAUCCUACUAAAGCAUCUCCUAAUUGCCAUCAUCAGGAUUGACUCUAACCUAGUAAAACAUAUUCUAAACUUUUUCAAUAUAUCCCUAACGACCUUUUUGGAAAAGUUAAAUAAGGAAAUUAAUAAAAAAGGGGGGGAAACGAGCCUUCAAACGAAACAAGACGAACAAAAUGGAUCCCCAGGGGGGGAUAUCCCUCGACAAGCAGGGAUUGAAAUUCAGGAGACACCAACAAAUCAGCAUCACGCCGAUGGGCGAAGCAAUGAUGUUGUAGAAGGAGAAAGAACGUAUCAGUCGAACGACCAAGAUGGAGAACACAAACUUAUGAAUACCUUCAUCAACAAACACAUCCAAGACAUAGAGGACAAAAUAAAUCAACUGAAAAAUAUAGACAAGGGGCAGAGUGAUAUUUCCAGGGAGGUCUACGAUUCCGACAACUCUGUGGAGGGGUCAGACGAAAGGGAUGAGACAACUAGGAACCUCAUCCAUGACGCUGCGAAGCGAGUUUUGGGAAAUCACUCGGGCGAUCUGGAGGAUGCCCCUGAUGGACCGCCCCUUCUGGAUCCGGAGAACGGAGACCAGUUGCCCGACGAAUUAUCAAGCGAUCUGUCAAAGGAGUUGUCCCGUCAAUUGCCAAGAGACCUUCCAAACGGUCUGCCAAAUGAACUACCCGACGAAAAGGCCGACAUAAAAUUUUCCGAAAACUGCAAACGAGCUCUUCACAACGCGGUGCUAGAAGCAAGGAGGAAAAAAAAAAUGUUCGUGAACGUGACUGACAUACUCAUAGCCCUCAUCAACAUGGCACAGGAAAAUGAGAAUUGCGAAUUCUUAAAAUAUCUCAGUGAGCUCAACAUAAGCGUCAACGAUUUGAAGAGAGAGCUAAUUGGUUAUGAUGAAGAGAAUUCCUUUGCGCCCCCCACUGGGAGAACAAGCCAUAGCGAUCAGCGAGAUGACGACCAGAGUUCUAAUCAGGCAGAUAGACGUGAAGAAAAUGGCUCCCUCAUGGAAGCGAUCGAAAACAGAGAUGACAACCAACGAAUGCGCAACGUGAACAACGAACAAUCAAAUCACAACUUUAUGAACAACCUAAAUAAUGACUACCUGAACCAAACGAGGGAAUUCAAAAAUUACGAAGAAAAUAGCUUCCCCUCAAACAACAAAUUAUUUGGCUCCUCUUAUGUGAAAGAUUGUCUAACAGAUAUGGUACAUGCAGCGUACGAAAAAGGGGAUGAACAUUUCUUUGGAAGAAAAAAAGAAAUUAAAAGAAUAAUAGAAAUAUUAGGAAGGAGAAAAAAAUCCAAUCCAUUACUGAUUGGAGAAAGUGGAGUCGGAAAAACAGCCAUCGUCGAACAUUUGUCCUAUUUAAUAUUGAAAGAUAAAGUGCCAUACCAUUUGCGCAACUGUCGAAUUUAUCAACUCAAUGUUGGUAACAUCGUAGCAGGGACCAAGUACAGAGGAGAGUUCGAAGAAAAGAUGAAACACCUCCUAAGCAAUAUGAACAAGAAAAAAAAAAAUAUUCUUUUUAUUGAUGAAAUUCAUGUUAUUGUAGGUGCAGGAAGUGGAGAGGGAUCGUUAGACGCGUCCAAUUUGUUGAAACCUUUUCUUUCAUCAGAUAAUUUACAAUGCAUUGGCACCACGACAUUUCAGGAAUACACAAAAUAUAUCGAAGCGGAUAAAGCACUAAGGAGACGAUUUAAUUGCGUCCCUGUGAAGCCAUUCAGCGCCAAGGAGACUCUCCUCUUAUUGAAGAAAAUUAAAUACAAUUAUGAAAAGUACCACAAUAUUUAUUACACGAACGAUGCCCUUAAAUCAAUCGUUAUGCUCACGGAGGAUUAUCUGCCUACGGCUAAUUUCCCCGACAAAGCCAUCGACAUUUUGGACGAGGCCGGCGCGUACCAGAAGAUCAAGUAUGAAAUGUUCAUGCGGCAAAGGCUGCGCGAUGAGCGUGGUCGCAGGGCAGAUGCAGAACCGCGGAAUGCGGAAUCGGCCAAUGGCGACCUCGCAAAUGGAAACCUGACCAAUGGAGAACAGAUGAUUAGUCACCAGGUGAACGCCACGGAAACCAGUAGCGAUGAUCAUCCACCUGGGAAGCUACGCACUGAUGACAACCAACCCGCCUUCGUCCACGAGGACAGAAAUGUCGAAGCAGAGAAUUAUCUCGAGAAUAUGCACAUGAAGUACGUCACGUCAGAUGUGAUCGAAAAUAUUGUGAGUAAGAAAUCCUCCAUAUCAUACAUAAAAAAGAACAAGAAGGAGGAAGAAAAAAUUAUAAAACUUAAGGAAAAAUUGAAUAAAAUUAUAAUAGGACAAGAAAAAGUAAUAGAUAUUUUAUCAAGAUAUCUGUUCAAAGCCAUAACGAACAUUAAGGAUCCAAAUAAACCCAUUGGCACCUUGCUACUAUGUGGGUCAUCAGGAGUUGGAAAAACUCUGUGCGCUCAAGUGAUAUCCAAAUAUUUAUUCAAUGAAGACAACCUAAUCGUUAUCAACAUGAGUGAAUAUAUAGACAAACAUUCAGUAAGCAAACUGUUCGGUAGCUAUCCAGGGUAUAUAGGUUAUAAGGAAGGAGGAGAACUAACUGAAAGUGUAAAGAAAAAACCAUUUUCUAUCAUUCUUUUUGAUGAAAUUGAAAAGGCACACAGUGAAGUUCUACAUGUUUUGUUGCAAAUAUUGGACAAUGGAAUGCUAACAGAUUCGAAAGGAAAUAAAGUGUCCUUUAAAAAUACCUUUAUCUUCAUGACAACCAAUGUAGGUUCCGAUAUUAUUACAGAUUAUUUCAAGCUCUACAAUAAAAAUUACGCAAAUCUGGGCUUUAAGUAUUACCUUAAUAAAAAGAAAAACAAGGAAGAGACAGAUGGUUCUUCCCUCCACAAGGGGCAACUCCCUCAAGGAGUUAACAGUGUAGGUAACUCAGUGGUAGAACAUCCAACCGGAUUAAGCAACAACAGUGCGACCGACGUGCAAAUAAAUCACAAAAGAGACCACGAAGUAGAGAACCCCCCCACACAACAACCAAGUAGCUACGAACUUUUUGAAGAAAAAUUACGAACCAACGAAUGGUACGAAGAGUUACAACCAGAAAUAGAAGAAGAACUGAAGAAAAAAUUUCUUCCAGAAUUCCUAAACAGGAUAGACGAGAAAAUUAUUUUCCGUCAAUUUCUCAAAAGAGAUGUGGUGAAUAUUUUCCAAAAUAUGAUUGAAGAUUUAAAAAAAAGAAUUAAAAAAAGAAAAAAUCUCAAUUUAAUUAUCGAACAAGAUGUUAUUAAAUAUAUUUGUAGUGACGAAAAUAAUAUUUACGACAUGAAUUUUGGUGCCAGAUCUAUUAGAAGGGCACUGUAUAAAUAUAUUGAAGAUCCCAUUGCUUCUUUUUUAAUAUCUAAUUUGUGCGAACCAAAUGAUUCUAUUCAUGUUUCUCUGUCCAACGGUAACAAAAUUAAUGUGCAGCUUUUGAAGGCGUCCGUAGAUCAGCUUGUGUUGUAA
This is a messenger RNA of Plasmodium knowlesi strain H, 3732 nucleotides long. RefSeq names its product ATP-dependent Clp protease regulatory subunit ClpC, putative. NCBI's taxonomy places the organism in Eukaryota, Apicomplexa, Aconoidasida, Haemosporida, Plasmodiidae. Gene Ontology annotation, biological process: cellular response to heat. The transcript has a single exon. Gene Ontology annotation, cellular component: cytoplasm. The record is from RefSeq and is a predicted model, not a curated record. The coding region runs from base 1 to 3732 and encodes 1243 amino acids. Gene Ontology annotation, molecular function: ATP hydrolysis activity; ATP binding.